CGUUUAGUUGGGUGUUCACAAGUUGUCGAGACAUCGUGCUGUGCAGCCGAGUGACAUCCGCAUUCGGUGUACAUUGCAGUCUGUUCUAGAGGUGCACACGCGCAGAACAUCACGUUCAUCGGAUUGCGUGUCGUGAGUCAUUGUUGUGUUGACAGUUGAUCCAGAUCGGUCCUCGUGUUGCCGUCGGCCUCUGAAAUCAAAACGGACAGGCACGACUUGCAUCUAUGCGCGACGCGUUUGCGAACCGCGUAGUCAGUGAACGAAAUACGCAUCUUUUGCGUCUCAACUUCGACUUACGUCGUUAAAAUAUAUGUGGCGAGUAUUUCAAACGUAAUAGGUGGUUUAUGAAUCGUAUCCAGAGUGUGGAUCGAACAACAUUUGGUGACGAUUGACCGUGUAGCGAGUGCGAUAAAAAAAAGCUGUAAUAGCGUCGAUGAAUUUCUCGAACACGGCCGUCGCAUGGUUAUGUAACAAAGAGUGAAAAAAAAGAAAAACUAGAUACACGAGAGUGCUCGGGUGGAAAACGCGGACGCAUAGUGAAUACAAGAGACGAGUACAGAUACAUAAAGAGACGAUCGAUCAUCGAACGUGACCGAUCGCGCUUUUCCAGUGGCGGUGAGUGUGUGCGCGUGUGUUGAGCGACGGAGUUAGCGAUACAUAGUGUCCCAGUCGCGCACGGCUCGUUUUCAGAGCUGUAAACUUUCAAUCGUCACGCAGUGAGUCCCGCGGCAUCGAUGGUGCGAAGUUCGACAAUGGAGCAAACGUUCUACGAGGACACGAGCGUCUACGGCGCCGUGAAUCGCGAGAACAACAUGGGUCAAUUGAAACGUAAUCUUACGUUAGAUCUGAACGAAUGUCAGAGACAAGGACCUGAAGCGAAAAAGCCGCGAUUAGGACCUAUACCACCAGCGUUAAAUAACGUCACUCCGAUUUUGAGCUCGCCAGAUUUGAACAUGUUAAAACUGAGUUCUCCAGAAUUGGAGAAGUUCAUUAUCGCCCAACAAGAUAGUCUUGUAACGAAUUUAGUGACGCCUACGCAAAUCUUGUUCCCGAAAGCAGUCACCGAGGCGCAAGAAUUGUACGCUCGAGGUUUCGUCGACGCUUUGAACGAGUUACACCAUUCGGAUAGUUCACAAGAACCUGGCAGUAUUCAUGGAGCUACGUAUACAACUUUGGAGCCGCCGAACAGUGUACAAAGUACAGAAUCGUCAGUGAGUCAGGGUGUGAUGCAGAUCAAGGAUGAACCCCAAACGGUGCCAAGCGUAUCGAGUUCACCUCCGAUGUCUCCCAUCGACAUGGAGAAUCAGGAAAGGAUCAAGUUAGAGAGGAAACGUCAAAGGAAUCGCGUGGCGGCAUCCAAAUGUCGCAGGCGUAAGCUUGAACGUAUUUCCAGGCUGGAAGAUAAGGUUAAAUUGCUGAAGGGCGAGAACAGCGAAUUAAGCGCUGUGGUGCAUAGAUUGAAAGAGCACGUGUGCCGGUUAAAGGAGCAGGUGAUGGACCACGUGCAUUCUGGUUGUCAGAUCAUGGCAGUUUCGGGUCAGUUCUGAGCCGACGGCAUCGGGCGGGACUCUCCGACGUAUAUUGUUUCGUCUGAUGGUGUCUAUGGUCGCUUUUACAAAUGCGACGAUAUUGUAUUCUGUUACCGAAACGAGGAGCUUUUACCAUGGAAUAUCGAUGUCGUUUGGAUUACGUCGUUUUCAAUUUCUCGUUUGUUUCAUUGUUUUCGGGAAAAGAGGACACGGUGAUGAUCGUGCUUAACGAUGUAAAAGAAGAAAAAGAAGAAGGAGAAGAAAAAGAAGAAGAAGAAGAAGAAGAAGAAGAAGAAAAAGGGAGUGCCUUGAUGUACCGGAUGACGUAAAAUAGAGAGACGCUUUUUUUUUAAUUUAAAAAAAAAAACAAGAAGAUAAUCAUUCGUAUACUCGCGUGUCUCUUUGUGUGUGUCUGCUUUUUAUGCAUACGUGAAACGCGUUGCGUGACGAUUAUAGAAAGACUGUAGGGAAAGUGGGAACCGUGGUGGAAAAGGAAGGGGAAAGAAAAAAAGAGAUAGAGAGAAAUAGCGUCGAGUAUAUAUUACGAGAAGUGAAGUGAGGAACAAAGAGGGGAGGAAAAGGAUAGAGUAAAAGGAGAGUGGGUGGGACUUGGCAGCGCGGCCAUUUUGGAGAACCUCGAAUACUGGCGGGAGAUUCAAAUCUUCCAGCUGUCUUUUUAGAAAUUUUUUAAUUGUAUUAUAUUUUCGUCGGAGGAGGAAAUCAAUUAAAUCGAUCAAAGAAUCUUUGGAUUCUCGAUUGUUGUUUUUUCAUGCUUGAUUAUCGUAUUUUAUUCUUUUUAACAUUGUUCUUUUUUAGUUUUCUCUCUAUUAAAACUUUUUUUUUUUUGGUUUUAUUUCUAUCAUUCUUUUUCUUCAUAUUUUAACAAAAAAUAUGUAGAUGUAAUAUGUUUAAUAUAUUUAAAAAUAUUAUUAUUACAUAAUAAGCAAGAAUUUAUGAAAUCUUCCGAAGAAAUAAUUUUCUUUGAAAAAUUUUUUUUCCGAUUUAUCUCAAGAAUUUAGGAAGGAACUUCCUAAACUGGCCUAGAAUUUCGUGGCAAUUUUUUCAAUCAUAAACUAUCGUUUCACAAUAAUAAAUUCGCAAAUUGAAUAUUUAUUAAUUCUUCGACGCAGAAUAAUUCUUAAUUUUUCUCUCUUCUUGGAAUGAUAAUCAAAAGAAAGAACUUCAUUCGAAGUAUUCACAAGAUGUAUUAAAGAAAAAGAAAAUCUGUUGUUGCACAGUAGAGCGUAAGAAUUGAAAAAAAAAAAAAAUAAGAACAAUAAAUAGGCUAAGAAAAAUUUUGAGAAAAAACGAAUGUGUCGAAUGCGUUUGGCAAUAGCCAAAAAAUUAAGAAACGAGUGCUUUCUAAUAAUGUUGAUCGAUGUUUCACGGUGCGUAUUCACAAGAAUCGGCGAGAUAUCGUCGUUUUGAAGGUGCUGUAAAAAUAUUUCUCGAGUUUCUCUUUUUUCUUUUCUUUUUUUUUUUUUUCCAAAUAAAUGCGAGCUUGUAAAAUUCUUCUCGACAACUUCGUUCUUUACGAUUAUAUCUUGAAACGGACCAUGUUUAACCAUGUUUUGCGACGGACAACCAUCAUUGUUUUUUUUAAAAAAUAGCGUUAGCGUCUGAAAAUAGUUGCUGGCGUUGAAAUCACCGCGUUCAAAAGUACCUCGUUUCACGCGUUUCGAUAUAUUUCGGAUACCCGCUUUCUGUCGGGUAAAAAAUUAUCGAAUUUUCCAUUUUUGAUUUUAACGUGGCGCGUUACCUCGCCCACAACGCGACUCUCCGCGAAACAUCUCUCGAUCUUUUCCCCUUUUCUUUUUUUUUUCUUUUCUCUUUCUUUCUUCGUAGCCUUUAAGCCGGAUACUGCAUAUAUUCCCCACGGUUCCAAAGACAUUUUUUUUUUUUUCAUGUCUCUGGAACAGUCGUUUCGUCAUAUGUGCAUCUAGUCUUGUCCAGUAUGCCCUCGUAACUUAUGCACGCUGCGUGAUACUCGCAGAUCCGCAUAAAACAAGAACAACAGAGACAUGUUAUAAUACGUGCGUAGGUUUCGAUUGUGUUACCACGUGCUGACGAGGACUUGCAUUUAGAAGAAACGCUUGGGAAAAAAAAAAUUCUUUUCUAUCUUAAAAAUUAUCUUCUUGAUACUCGAGUUGUAAUUUUCUCUUCUUUUCUCUUUUUUUCUUUUUUUUUUUCAAUCGAAGAAAGCAAGUGGUAACAGAAUCGCAUGGCGUUACCGUUGUGCCAUUACGCAAACAUAAUUGUUGUAAAAAAAGUUUUCUCCCGGAGUGUCGCAACACUUUUACGAUUAAUCGUAAAUUGACGACUUGAGAUGAGAUAUUUUUUUUUCGAUUCGACUCUUUAGAAGAGCAAUGAUCGAGCAAUCAUGCGUUUCUAUUAUGAUCGCGUGUUUUUUUGAGAUUUUUCUUUGUUGUCGAUAACAAAGACGAGAUAAAUUCGGGAAAAUCGGGAUUCGAAUCGAGAAAUAUUUAAGAAAAAUUGGAUUUUUUUUUUCUUUGAAAAUAUUUCAAAAAAUCACAUGGAUGUAUUUUUACGGUGGAAUCUAUUAAUUCAAUUUCCACUGAUUAAAUAAUAGAAAACACGUUCUCUCGUGAUUGCUCGUUUUUAUCACUCGUUCUUUUUUUUUUUUUUAUAUAUACAUACUUUAUUGAAAUGACAAUGAAAUAUACAAACGAAAUAUAAAAAACGACGAAGAAGAAGACGAAAAAAAAAACUGUGUUGGGAUCCUCCGUGGGCUGCGAGCUCGUUCGAUUACGAGAAGAUAGGCUUAAUUGAAGUAGUAGAUGUAAUGGAAAUUGAACGAAUUGGAAAUGAUUCGUUGUUGUCGGGAGAUUGCAAUUCGAUGGAAGAAAGAACAGAGGAAAUUUAUUCGAUAUUUUUAGAUACACGUAUUGUAAUAAUAUAUGUAUACAUAUAUAUAUAUAUAUAUAUAGGGUACCAUUGGAAGAAUGGUGGGUUCAAAUGAAGGGAAGGAAUCUAUUUUUCUUUUUUCUUCUUCUUUUUGUAAUUUCGAUUUCACGUAAGUCUUUCACUUUGCAAAACUCGAUCUUUUCUUUUUUCUUUUUCUUUUUCUCAAUUCUUCGAGAAAAAUUUUUUAGAAAAGCUUGAAUAUUCGAUUUUUUCUUCCCCUCCUUUGACUUUCGGCACAUAACUUGACAAUUUUUAACAUAUAUGUAUAUUUAUUUUCUUUUUUUUUUUUUUUAUAUACACAUUAGAUAAGCGUGCUCUGUUUUCUCUUGCUUCAAAAGUCUCGUUCUCUCUUUUUUUUUUUUUUUUUUCCUUUUUUCUUCCUCUCUUCUUUUUAAUUUAUUCCACGAGUGGAAUACGUAUGGUACGGUCGUUUUUCUCCUUUUCUUAUUUUUCGUUAUAUACAAAAAAAUGUUGUAUACCUUCUUCGUCAAAAAACGAAGAAUUGUAUUCGUAAAAAUAGAAACGAACAGAUUUUCCUUCUUUUUUUUUUUUUUUUUCUUACGAGAUCUUUCAUUGCUAGAAUUCACGAGAAAGUAGAGAGAAAUUAGUUGUCUAGUAGGGCGAAUCGGCCAUCACUUAACAGCGUGCCUUUUUCACGAAGUAAUAAAGAAAAAGCGAAUUAAAAAAAAGAAAAAAAAAAAAAAAGAACACAA
This is a messenger RNA of Apis mellifera (honey bee), 5167 nucleotides long. RefSeq names its product transcription factor AP-1 (gene Jra). Gene Ontology annotation, biological process: regulation of cell cycle; regulation of cell population proliferation; regulation of transcription by RNA polymerase II. Gene Ontology annotation, molecular function: RNA polymerase II cis-regulatory region sequence-specific DNA binding; transcription factor binding; DNA-binding transcription factor activity, RNA polymerase II-specific. The record is from RefSeq and is a predicted model, not a curated record. Bases 735 to 1547 code for a protein of 270 amino acids. The transcript has a single exon. Gene Ontology annotation, cellular component: transcription regulator complex. Lineage: Eukaryota; Metazoa; Arthropoda; Insecta; Hymenoptera; Apidae.